Molecule: messenger RNA, 945 nt
Organism: Elephantulus edwardii (Cape elephant shrew)
Lineage: Eukaryota; Metazoa; Chordata; Mammalia; Macroscelidea; Macroscelididae
Product: olfactory receptor 5B12-like
Exons: 1
Coding region: 1-945 (314 amino acids)
Biological process (GO): G protein-coupled receptor signaling pathway; sensory perception of smell
Cellular component (GO): membrane
Molecular function (GO): olfactory receptor activity; G protein-coupled receptor activity; odorant binding
Source: RefSeq, a predicted model, not a curated record
AUGGAGAACAUCUCUGAGGUGACUGAGUUUAUAUUUGUGGGGUUAACAGACGUGCUGCAACUGCAGGUCCCUUUGUUUAUAAUCUUCACUCUCAUUUACUGCAUCACCAUGGUUGGGAACCUGGGAAUGAUCACGUUGAUUGUGUUGGACACUCGUCUCCACACACCCAUGUACUUUUUUCUCAGCAACCUCUCCUUCGUAGAUUGUGUUUACGCCUCAGCGGUCACUCCCAAGGUGAUCGUAGGCUUUCUCACUGGAGACAAGAUCAUCUCCUACAACGGCUGUGCUGCUCAGAUAUUCUUCUUUGGAGUCUUUGCCACAAGUGAAACAUUCCUUCUGGCCUCUAUGGCCUUCGACCGACAUGCAGCAGUGUGUAAGCCCCUGCAUUACGCCACCACCAUGACAAGGAAUGUAUGUGUGUUACUGGUUACUGGUUCCUACAUCUAUGGAUUCUUGCAAUCUUCCAUCCAUGUUGCCCUCACUUUCCACCUCUCUUUUUGUCAUUCCAAUGUGAUUAAUCACUUUUUCUGUGACAUUCCCCCACUGCUGGCUCUUUCUUGCUCUGAUAUCCACACAAAUGAAAUUGUGCUCAUCACCACGGCUGCAGCUAGUGUCUUUUUUGUUCUUCUUGUUAUCUUGACCUCUUACGUGCUCAUUUUUAUCGCUAUCCUGAGAAUGCGCUCAGUUGAGGGACGAAAGAAGGCCUUUUCCACCUGUGCUUCCCACCUCACCACGGUGUCUAUGUUCUAUGGAGCAAUCAUCUUCAUGUAUGUACGGCCAAGUUCUCGUCAUUCCAUGGACACCGACAAAAUGGCAUCUGUAUUCUACACCAUGAUUAUCCCCGUGCUCAACCCUCUAGUCUACAGCCUGAGGAACAAAGAAGUGAAAAGUGCCUUCAAGAAAGUUGCUGAAAAAGUCAAGUCUUCCUUGGGCUUAGCCUGUUAA